Molecule: messenger RNA, 4233 nt
Organism: Gadus morhua (Atlantic cod)
Lineage: Eukaryota; Metazoa; Chordata; Actinopteri; Gadiformes; Gadidae
Gene: lrp13a
Product: low-density lipoprotein receptor related-protein 13
Exons: 21
Coding region: 42-4178 (1378 amino acids)
Biological process (GO): receptor-mediated endocytosis
Cellular component (GO): apical plasma membrane; signaling receptor complex; plasma membrane
Molecular function (GO): protein binding; hormone binding; calcium ion binding
Source: RefSeq, a predicted model, not a curated record
AGACAUAGAGCGUCAAGUACUUUUUUUGUUCAGUUCUGUUCAUGACCAUGGCAGUAGGCCUAUGUCUGCGUUUUUGUAUACUGCUAUGGCAUUUUGUGUUGCUCUUGAGAGUGGCGUUACCUGGCAGCGCGCCUCUGAAGUGCGGCCUUGGCUCUAAACUGUGUGAUGACGGCUCCGAAUGUAUUCGCUUCAGCCACGUGUGUGACGGAGAGGCCGACUGCGGGGACAGUUCGGAUGAGAAGGACUGUGAUGUCGGAUGCGGAAAAGACCAGUUUCAGUGCGCCCACGGGAAGAAGUGCAUCGACCUUGGGCAGGUGUGUGACGGCCAGCCCCAGUGUCAGGACCACUCGGAUGAACAGCAGUGUUCAGAGGCCGGGAAGGGCUGCGCCCACCAGUGUAAAGACAAGAGCCGGUGUCUGCCCAAGACGUUCUUGUGCGACGGGGAAAGCGACUGUGUGGACGGCAGUGAUGAAGAUAACUGUGUGGACAUGGAAGCGAAACAGCAGGAAAACGGAGCCUCCUUACCCCCCUUGCCUUCCGCCCCUGAAAACCCGGUACAUUCCCCUAGCCUGCCUGCCCCCAUCAAGUGUUCGUUGGGCGCCAAACCAUGCCAUGACGGCACAGACUGUGUCCUCUACAGCCACAUCUGCGAUGGAGAACUAGACUGCAAAGACGGUUCAGACGAGGAUGAAUGUUCUACUACUUGCCAAACAACUCAGUUCCAGUGUGCCCAUGGUAAAAAGUGCAUUGAGAAGGAGCAGGUGUGCGACGGUGUGUCGCAGUGCCAGGACCGCUCAGACGAGCUGGAGUGCGGCAAGCGCUCAGAAGGCUGUGUUCACCAGUGUGACGAUCAGAGCCGCUGUCUACCCAAGAGCUUCCUGUGUGACGGCGAACGCGACUGCCUGGAUGGUGGAGACGAAGCAAACUGCGAGGAUAAGCAGGAGUGCAGUAACAGUGAGUUCAGGUGUGCCAGCGGCCAGUGUGUGGCGGAGAGCAUGAGGUGCGACGGACACCCUGACUGCUGGGACCACUCGGACGAGAAGAGCUGCACCAGGCCGUCCGUCUGCGCCACCAAGCACCUCUGUCCCCUGAGCAUGGAGUGCCUCAUCCCAGAGUGGGUCUGCGAUGGAGACAAAGACUGCAGAGACGGCACAGAUGAGAAGGAUUGUCCUGUGUCUCCGUUGAAAUGUGGGGAGUUCCAGUGGACCUGUAGCUCCAGGACCAGGUGUAUCCCCAAGUCCUGGCACUGCGACGGCAGGAAGGACUGCGACGAUGGCAGUGACGAAAUGGAAUGUGACGCUGCCACCUGCCCUCCCAACCUGUUCCAGUGUGGCAGCCAGGAGUGCUUGGCGCUGGAACAGGUGUGCAAUGGAAUGACCAACUGUGCGGACGGCUCAGACGAGGGAGGGGCCUGUCUGACCAGGUGUACCGAACAAGACUUUGCCCGCUGUUCACACAUGUGCCACAGCACUCCACAGGGAACGCGAUGUCACUGCACCCCGGGUUUCAAGCUUGCCGAGGACGGAGACACCUGUGUUGACAUUGACGAGUGCGCGGCUGUUAACGAGUUUGCAGACAGUCUUCUGCGCAUGUGCAGUCACCUCUGCGUCAACACGCCAGGCUCCUUCCAGUGCCAGUGUCCCCCAGGCUAUGUCCUGCAGGCAGACGGCCGCCACUGCAAGAUCACAGGAGAGCCACUUAUGCUGUCAUCAGUCCAGACGGACCUGAUCCUGUUCGGCCUGCGUAGUGGUAGUCUAGACGUGCUGCCGUCCACAGCAAAGAAGGCCAUCCUGUCCCUGGACUACGACUGGAGGGAGCAGAAGGUGUUUUGGGCCAGCCUGGACUCUGAAAGCAUCCGGUGGUCCUCGCUGGAUCAAAAGACGAAGGGCACCCUAAUCAAAGGCGUUCGGGCAGAUUCGGUUGCCGUGGACUGGCUUGGGAGGAACCUGUACUGGAUUGAUGGGGUCAAAAGUGAGAUUGUUGCCGUCAGAUUAAACACUGCAACUGCCAAGGCACCAGACUACAGUGUUAUCCUUGAUGAAGACAUGGACCAGCCUCGAUCUCUGACACUAUUGCCACAAAAGGGGCUAAUGUUCUGGACCGAGAUUGGAAAUGUAGCCAAGAUUGAGCGAGCUGGGAUGGAUGGUUCUGCACGGAGGGAGUUGGUAAACACCAGUCUGGGCUGGCCUGGGGGCAUUGCUGUGGACACAAUGUGCAACAGAGUCUAUUGGACAGAUGAGCGUCUAAAGGCGAUAGGAUCAGCCAACCUGGACGGAGAGGACAUCCAGAUUUUACAGAUGAAGGAGACCACCAACCCCUUCUCUCUAGCAGUUUUCAAUGAUCUGCUUUACUGGUCCGAUGCAAAAAGGCGCGUGUUGCAGGUGGCACAGAAGGGAACUGGCAGGAACUAUCAGAUUCUCCUCAAACGACCCAAACAACCUUUUGAUGUUAAGAUCAUUCAUUCGCUGCUCCAGAUGGGCGCAGAGAAUCCCUGUGAGAAGACUCACUGCUCCCACCUGUGUGUGCUGGCCCCAGGCUUCAAGGCCGUGUGCAAGUGUCCUUCUGGGCUGCUGUUGGCGGAAGAUGGUUUCACCUGCUCCAAGCUGAAGAACUCUGCCUUCCUGCUGUUGCUGUCCCCCUCUACAGUCACACGGAUCUACCUGCAGGCUCGACACGCGGCCGUGGAGCUGAAGCAGUGGCCAGAGCACCAGGCCCUGCCCCUGUACAACGUCAACGAGGCCACCAUGCUGGACUACAGCCUGCGGGAGCAAGCGCUGCUCCUGACGGACACGGGCACCACCUCCCUGGGGCUCUUCAAGCUGCAGGACGGCAACCUGUCCCCCCGCGGGCAGCUCCUCAAGCUGCUGGGCGGCACCAUCACCGCCAUGGCGCUGGACUGGCUGACUCUCAACGUGUACUGGAGCAGCACCAAGCAGCCUCGCCUGCAGGUCACCUCGUUCGACGGGGCCCACACCGCCGUGCUCGUCAAGGAGGCUGUCGGCACUCUGGAGAGCCUCGCUGUGCACCCGCCCAGCAGCAAAGUGUGCUUCGUCAACCUGGUCCAACAGGGCAACGCCGGGCCCCUGGCCGCGGUCGAGUGUGCCAACAUGGACGGCAGCAAACGAGGGGCUCUGUGGCAGGACGGCGUGCGGCCCACGUCGUUGCUCUUUGCUAACGAUGGCGGGGAAAUCUUCUGGGCAGAGACGAGUUCUAGUAUCAUCUGCUCCAUCAAGUUGGACGGUUCCGGUUACAAAGAGUUUAAGGUUGGCAGCGGGCUUGCUGCCAUCGCCUUCAGUGAUGACGUGCUCCUCUGGAUGACUAAUAAUAAUGACAAGACCAAACUAUGGUACCGAGAUGGGCAGCAAGAAAAGCAGAUGUGGUUUGAAGUCAGCACAGCUGUGGUCGGCUUAAAGGCGUACAGCAAGUCAGGCCAGACUGGUACCAACCGAUGUGCUGUGAAUAACGGAAACUGCCAGCACUUGUGCUUGGCUAUGCCGUGGUCGCGGACGUGCCGGUGUGCCCACGACCAUGUGGCGCUGAACACCACCCACUGUGCCCCGGCCCGGGGCUGCCCCGCCGGCAGCCGGCUCUGUCUGGACGGGCUGCUCUGCCGGCCCGGUGACAAGUUCUGCAACGGCCACGCCGACUGCCCCGACCAUUCGGACGAGAACUGUGUCCACCUGAAGGCCGGCUGGAGAGACAAGGCCUCGCCUGCCACCAAGCCUCCCGGGUCCCCCCCUCCCGCACCGCGACCAGAGGCACCGACCAUAGCCGCCGGCGCUGAUGACGACCAGCGCCGUAGCCUGGAGGCCAGGACCUGCAGAGACACGGUGUGCAGCGGGAACGGGGACUGCGUGGACCCCAGUGGCCGUACGGGCUGCACGUGUGCACUUGGGUACAGCGGGCCGGCGUGUGAGGACCACGUGCUGAAGAGCCUCUCGGGCCCUGUUGUCUACGGGGUGGCCGGUCUCGUCGUGGGCCUGUUGAUGCUCACGGCCGUCCUGGGGAUCGUCAUCAAGAGGAGGCUGUCCGGCAAUGCAAGCCAAACUAGUCAUGUGAUGAAGGAAACUGGUAUGACUGUCCGUGAGAAGGAAGCGGAGCGGGUCCCGAGGACUCAACCGCCACCACCGGACACCACUGUGGCAGAGGAAGUGGGCUCUCCUCUGGACCAAUGCUGACAAAAUGGAGUUUUUCUGUUUCUGUGAAAUAAACUACAUUUUAAUUAACAGUGUU